This is a messenger RNA of Corylus avellana, 1440 nucleotides long. Its product is annotated as LOB domain-containing protein 36. Lineage: Eukaryota; Viridiplantae; Streptophyta; Magnoliopsida; Fagales; Betulaceae. The record is from RefSeq and is a predicted model, not a curated record.
CCAUCAUCGAUCAUAUCAUUUUCUUUUUUUUGACCUUUUUGAGAUCAUUUUAUUUUUCUCUGAUGGGAUCGUGAAACUCGAAGAUCGGAUCAAGGGCUCUCUCGCACAGUACGAACCCUAGACUGUAGAGCUCUCUCUAUCUCCAUUUUGCGCUACUUGGUUUGAGUAGUCUCUCCCCGCAACCGUCGACGUUUUCGAUUUUCAGAGUCAAGGGCCUGAGACGUUGAUCGGAACGGAGUUCAGAGAAAUCCAAAAGGUAAACCCCAGAGGAGAGAGAGAGAGAUUGGAAAUGUCGUCACCGAACACACCGUGCGCGGCGUGCAAGUUGCAGAGGCGGAAAUGCACGCAGGAGUGCGUGUUCGCGCCGUAUUUCCCACCGGACCUGCCGCAGAAGUUCGCGAACCUGCACAAGGUCUUCGGCGCCAGCAACGUAGCCAAGCUGCUCAACGAGCUGAACGCGUCGCAGCGCGAAGUCGCCGUGAACACGCUGGCCUAUGAGGCGGAGGCGCGCCUGCAGAACCCCAUCUACGGCUGCGUGGGCCUCAUCUCGCUUCUCCAACACAACCUCAGGCAGCUUCAGACCGAAAUCAUCAAUGCCAAAAAGGAGCUCGCCACCUACAUUGGCCCACAGGCCUGUCAGGCCAUGUUACCCAUUAAUAUUCAACCCCAGGGGUUCAUCCCCCAACAACAGAUGCACGCGGGGAAUCCUUCGUCCUCAGCCGCCGUGUUACCGUACAACAUGUCGCCGAUGCUGGGGAUUCCCACCGGGGGUCCCACACAUGGUGGCCAAUUGGUGAUUCGCGAGCCACAGUCGACUCAGCACCAACACCACCAGCAACAAAUAUUUGAGGCUCAGCAAUUGGCUGCGAGAGAGCAGCAGGAAAUUUUGCGAACAUAUGAGCAGCAGCAGCCGGAGCUUGUGAGGUUCAACAGUGGGUUUGAUCCGGCUGUCACUGCGAGUGGAUUCAAUCAGAUGAAUGAUGGUGGUGGUGGUGUUAUGUCGCCUUCGCUGGGUCUGGGCAAUUUUGAAAACUCUUACCAGAUGCAACCACAGCAAGGGGAACAUCACGGCCAUCCUCUCCACCAUGCUCUUCAGGCGCAGCUCUUGCUACAACCAGUACAACAACAGGCCCAGUCGGAAAGCGAGGAGGGUAGGGGUGUUGGUCCCUCAUGUUGAUCUGUUUUUUGGGUUCUGAAGCUCUUUUAACCUUCCCGCUUUUUCAUCAAUCCAAUUGUCAUUCUAGUUCGUAUCUGUUGGCUGUCUUGAUACAAAUGAAGAGAGAGAGAGAGAGAGACACACACACAGAGGGGUUCAAUAAUCAAUGUUCUAAGAUCUGAAGUCUGCAUUUUCAAUAAGGCUUUCCUGGGAGGAUGCAGAUGAUCCCAUGCAACUCCCUGGGAGAUACAUUUUAAAAUGUAGAAUCUGCAUUGGCGUUUGAG